CCGAUAACCAAGGAGUUCGAGUCUCUUGUCUGACUUCUCGUUAAAUUUUAUCAGAUAUCAAAAGGGGACGAAAUUUAAGCUUAGGAAAGAUCUCCGGGUGAGAGCUUUCAAACCAAGGUCAGUCGUCUCGCCGUAUUGAGGCACGUGUGAGUGCGUGCGUGCGUGCGCGCGCGUGUGUAUGUGUGUGUUGUGUAUAUGUACGUUUUACGUAUAUACACGCGCGUAGACGAUGGCAGUGAUGACCUGAUGACAGUCCGUUUGCUCCGGGAGCAUCAAGAGUGCGCGUGAGUGGUCGAGAGGCAGGCGCCGUCCGUCCGUCCGUCCAUUCGUCGAACAUAUGAUCGUAGCUCCGCCAAGGGCGCGUGUCAGAACGUCGUCGUCGUCGUCGUUGUCGGUUUCCCGGAAGCGCGUUCGUUCGUUUGCCUUCUGUAUCCCGCCGCGAUCGACCCCUGCCCGAUCGCGCGUGCGACUCGCGGAAAUGACAAAGCGCGCCCCGCGCGCGCGUCACCAGUGAACGAGGCAAAGUUCGCAGGAUCAUUCGUGAACGGGUCGCGAAAUAAUCCCGUGCGUGGAAGGAAGCGGAGAGCGCCGCGGCGUCAGACAUGAGUUCCGUCUGGAAGCGCCUGCAGCGGGUGAACAAGCGAGCCGCCAAGUUUCAGUUCACCGUCUCCUACCAUGAGGUCACGUUAGAGACGACGACGAAGUGGAAACCAAAUAAACUGAGUGUUGUUUGGACGAGACGUAGUAGAAGAGUUAGUUCAGAACCCUUAGACUGGGAGCCAUGUUUGAGCGAUCCUCUGAAAGGUAUUAUUAGUUGGGCAGUUCCUGACAAUCACACGGUUUCUGUGACGCUGUUUAAAGAUCCACGAACACACGAGCUAGAGGACAAAGAUUGGACAUUUGUUAUCGAAGAUGUGUCGUCGACGGGAAAAAGGCGUCACGUGGCUGCUGCCAAUAUAAAUAUGAAAAAAUAUGCAACCUUAGAAUCUAGUCAGCAACAACUCAAAUUGGACUUGAAGCCAACUUCUAAAAAGAUUGUUAGCGCUACGCUCGAAUGUACUUUGUCAUGUGUCUUUUUGCGAGAAGGCAAAGCAACGGAUGAAGAUAUGCAAAGUAUGGCUAGUUUAAUGUCGGUUAAUAAUAAUAGUGACAUUGCGCCAUUGGAUGAUUUUGAUAAUGAAGAUAUACCUGAAGACGUCGAAGAAGUGUCAGUAAAAAAUUUGGAUGAAAUUUUAGAUAUCUCUGCUCAACUCGAUUUAAUGACGAGUAGUCUUACUGAAAGUGAACUACCCAGUACUCCAAUAAGUGUGGCAAGUUUAUCAAAGGAUGAUACAACUCCUGUAAACGAUGGAGAGCAUUUCAUACGUGACGUUAGUCUAACAGGAAUUGGAGAGUCUUUAAAAGAAAAAUCGCCCAUAAAAGACAGUGUUGCCGUUGAAAAUGACAAAAACAUUGAACACAGCACAUUGAGAUUACCACUGCAACCAUUGGAUCUUAAAAAAAAUGACGUAAACGUUCCAAGAUUGAAAGAAAUCACUCCUGGCCAAGAUUUAUUGGAAUGGUGUAAGGAAGUUACAAAGGAUUAUCCUGGCGUCAAAGUCACCAAUCUGACAACAUCUUGGAGAAAUGGAAUGGCAUUUUGUGCGAUUAUUCAUCACUUUAGACCUGAUCUAAUAGACAUCGACUCCCUAUUGCCGCACGAUGUAAAAGGCAACUGCAAGAAAGCGUUUGACGCGGGUGAAACUCUGGGCAUACCUAGAGUUAUCGAACCGGCUGACAUGGAUAUAUUAACGGUACCUGAUAAAUUAGCUGUGAUGACAUAUUUGUAUCAAUUGAGAGCGCAUUUUACUGGCCACGAACUGGAGGUACAUCAGAUAGGUAAAACAACGGAUGAGUCCUCAUAUAUGAUCGGCAGAUUUAAUACAGACAACAACACGGACGUGAGUGUUCAACUGUUUGGUCAGGAGAUUAUUAAUUUACGGAAGAAGGAACAGAUCGAUCAGAAAAACAAUAAAGCGGAGAGUAACAGACGGUCAAAUCCGUUCGAUAAUAAGAAGGAUGAUAUUUGCAUUGACUCGUUAAAAAACAAGCUGCACUUGAGCCUGAACACGGACAAUCAGGACCACGAUCAAUGUAACAAAGACAAAUCGCCGUCCAGCGUGAAGGAGGUCAAGGACAUCAUAUUGGCCAGCUCAAAGAGCAUUUUGGGCAAGGUGUUGUCGCCGACCAAGGAAAAGUACUCGUCAAGGGAAAAGAGCAAGUCUCCGCCGAGAGUGCAACAAACGCAGCAACGUCCGAUACUUAUGACACGCCGGCAAUUAACUGAUCCGUUCGGCUCCGAUGAUGAAGAGGAGAACAUACAGAUAAUCGACGACAAAUGGUCGCAAUCGAUCUCGCUUACAAAAUCACAAAGUCCGGUCCGUGAUGACUCGGUAAACUCUGACGAUAGAGGAAGUCGAGGUAGUUCCGAAUGUCAAGGUGCAUCGCCGCUGUACGGAGAUCAACGUUCACAUCCAUUGGUUAGCCGGCAUGAUGAGUUGCGAGAGCGAGCGAGGCAACUCCUGGAACAAGCCAGAAAUCAGACAAAGCCAGCUGGAUUCGUUUCCACUGCAAAUAGUCCCGUCGAGAUACAAAACGACGACGAGAGACAACAACAAUUGCGAGAAAGAGCGAGACGCUUGAUUGCGGAAGUGAAAAUGGGCGUCGCUGUGACUCCAAAUCAAUUGAAUGACGAUAACAACAGUGAUAGACGAUCGAUAGACGAACAGAAUAAUAGUCCUAGACGCAGCAUUACGCCAUCGACGCCCGGUGAUCGGAUCAGUAUAAAGUCCGAGUACAAUGGAAAUAUAUUGGGGAACUCGAGUGUAUUAGAUGGAGAAAAGAAAACUGGCUCUCCUUUGUAUUCCUUUUCCAAAAUCAUUGAAAGAAUCUCACCUGAUAAAGGAAGUCCCGAUAGAACUCCAUAUACACUUCGCGGAUUGGGCAAAGACAUGACAUCAUAUAUUCAAAAUGAACUCGAAGCGCUUGAAAGGGAGCAAAAUCAGAUUGAUAUACAAGCUGGCAAGCUUGAAAAACAAUUGAGAGCGGCCAUGGAGAGCGACAACGAAGACGAAACGGAAAGACUGAUGUCCCUGUGGUUUACUCUUGUUAACAAAAAAAAUGCACUUUUAAGAAGGCAAAUGCAACUAAAUAUACUGGAGAAAGAAGAUGAUUUAGAGCGAAGAUUUGAGCUUUUGAAUCAUGAAUUAAGAAGCAUUCUUGCAGUAGAAGAUUGGCGGAAGACACCUGAGCAAAAAAUGCGUGAAAAUUUAUUGUUGGAAGAGUUAGUAUCUAUUGUAAACAAAAGGGAUGAAUUAGUGCAUCAUCUCGAUACACAAGAGAGAGCCAUUGAGGACGACGAUGAAAUAGAGCGUGAUUUAUCUCGUGCUGGACUAGCUCAACGAAACAAAAAUUGUGUUGUUCAAUGAGAAGUUAACUGUUUACCGCGGUUUUCAACAUUAUUGUAAAGGCAUAACUCAUGUUACUGUGGAGUUGCCAAAAAGUUGACAAAAUUAAAUGUUGCGUUAUGUGUGACGUUUUAUAGUUUUCGAAUAGGUCAUUUUUAGAGACUCAUUUUUUAUUAUGCGUUGUAGAUUAAUUUAUGAAAAGAUAGAUCAAGUAAAUUUCUCCACCUCUUCUUUAUUUAUAAUAUAAACUCGUCAAUCAGCAAUUUACAACAAAAGAAAAGAGAUUAAAUUAGAAAUGAUGGAAUAAUUUUUUUGUACGAAUACAAUAUUAAUGUAAUAUAAGCAUUUUAUGUUUCAAAUGAAAUGUUGCGCGUUAAUAAGAAAAUUUGCACUACGUGCAAAUAUAUGAAACAAUAUAUAUUAUGAAAUGAUAAAUUGUGCAAGAUAAUUUAUAAUCAGCAAAGACGAAAAGAGACCAUUUUUUUAAUAGUAAAAUAAGGUGUUAACAAAAUUAAGAAUUAACACAAAUCCAAAAGAGCUUGGAAGAAAUGCAAGUUAGUGAAAAAAUUAUGUUUUUUAUAUGAUCUAACUGUGAAGUUAUAUUUAGUGUUAUAUAUUUAAAAAAAUUUUGUUUAUAUAUAAAUUAAGAGUUGGUUCAAAAGAAAAUAUGAAACCGGAUGCAAGUAAACUCUUUCUUGCAAACGAACUUUAGAUACUUGAUUUAUAUACAAAAUUAUAUAUUUUGUGGUUUAAUUAUUAAGAGAUUUAAUACCGGAAAGCCAAAGAAAGAGUUAAAAUGAGUUAUUCAAGAGAUACGCGAAAUAUACGUAAAAAGCAAUUUAGCAAAUAUAUCUUACGAAAUUAUCGAUCCACAUCAAUUUACGGAAAAUUGAUCAUAGAACUGUGAAAAGUGGAUCACGUAUCGGCGUUACGUAUAGUUUUUAUAUUUGCCACAGUCGUUCCCAUCGAGCAUUCGCAUGUACUCUAUUUGUGCCAUAUGAACGAAUUGAUAUACUUUUUACAUCCUACUUGACAGAUUCGUAUAAAUGCGGAGAAAUGCAUUAAAAACGAAUCCGAAUAAUCUUAUUAAUGGUAUAUUUUAAAGAUUACCGUAAUAAGAUUAGUAUUUAUUAAGAUUAAUUCUUAUAUGUGGUAUAUCUAAGUGUAAUAAGAAUAUUAUGUUAACUAUAUAAUUUUCUAUAACAAUAUGAUGUGUUACAUUCAAGUGUCUUGACUAACGUUACACGUAAAGAAAUAAAAAAACAAAUUCGUCCGCUAAAAAUUUUUCAACUUAACGAAAUCCAGAGGAAGGGGCAAAAAUUAUAGCGAAUAUUGAUUACGUUUAUGAUUCGUUUCAAAUGUGUCGAAUUAAAUGGUAAAUAAUUAUCAUUUCUAUAAUUUUUUUCUAUAAUUGCAACAAAUGCGAAAUCAUUGACAAAUAUUGUGACAAAAAGUACCUUUUUAAGCAUAAUUGCUCCGUGAAAUGGAAAAUAAAAUACAGAGCAGGGUUUACCUGUUGAAAGCAAUAUACAUAUGGAUAUCCGUAACAUAAAACAAGAUUACUUCCUAACUCUUUUAUUAUUUCAUCGUAAAAUCACAAAUUUCAUAUUUAGAUAUUUAAACAAUACUCUAAUUUUAAUUAAAAAUAUUGAUUAGUUUUAUUAAAUUAUCCGUAUUUGUCUAUAGCAUAGCAAAAAUUGUGAAAAUUAUAAUUUCUUAAAUAAAAUUUAUGAAAUGAGAAGUUAGAAACAAAGUGUGUGGAGAUUAAUUGUUUUAUGGAUGUUAUACUUGACAAUCGCUACAAAUAAUGUCCAAAUUUCUCAUUGAACGAACAAUUAGAAGUUAUGAAUGUGUUUGUUCGACGCCUCCUAAUUACACCUUUAAUUCAAUGUAACGUAAUCCGCGAAGUUGAAAAUAUCUUGUCUCUUUCUGUUAAAUAAUCUUUGUUUAAGUACAUUGUGAAUUUUGUGUUAAUAUAUACUCAUAAACUAUUUAUAAUUAUUGUUAAAACUGUAUUAUUAAUUAUGUAUAAUGUAUGCAUCAAACACGAUGCGCGAAUGCUUGAAACGUUGCAAUGUCGAUACAAAUGAGGUACGACAAUUGAUUCCUAUAUAUACACACACAUACACACACUCGCGCGCGCGCGUUCCAAGCAGACCAUAUAAAAACCGCCCUUCUGAAAGCAUUAUAUAAUUAUCGAAACGUAUUUAGAGUAUAUACAAUAAGGCUUAUGAAAAUUUGGGGAAUUAUCUCCUCUUGACAUCUUAAUAUAUAUCCACAAUUAAAUCGAGUAUCAUAGCAUUUUAGAACAAUUUUAUAUUUUUACUUGUAACUUCUUAUAUUUUUUAUUUAGUUUUCGCGAGAAAUCCGUUAAGCUAGAGUCAUAGAAUAUUGCUGAAGAUGAUCAUUAGUGAAAGAGGAAAUAGUUCUUGAAACACAUACGAUUAGAACAUUCAGAAACGAGACAGAUAUUCUGAUGAAGUGAUCUCUGCUCUGUUACAUUGAACGAAUCGCUCAUUACACGAUCUCAUUAUGGAGUUCAAUGCAUUCUAAAAUCUAAAUAGGCAAUUGUAAACCAAAUAUGUAUGUAUAUUAUACUAGCUCCCAUCACGGUAUUCGAAUUUUUCAUGGUCUAGGGGCAAACGUGAUUAUUGGGGCGAUCGGUUAAACGACAAAUAAUUUAGCAAUAAUUUAUUAUUCUAGUGCCUACUGAAUACUUGUAUGUUUAUAAAACCGUAGCACACUGAAUUAACUUUAAUUUAUUUUAUUCUGUAUUACUAUAACGGGUAAUCAUUGUAAAAAUAACCGUUCUUGCCAAUGCUGUAGUCUUGUGGAGAUGUGCUGUUCUAUUUUCCUUUGCCGAUGUUAAUCGUAAUGUAUGUGAGAGUGCGAGCAAAUAAAGGAAAAACAAACGUAUCACGCAAUAUUCGCUAUUAAUAAAGGAAGACUUAUAAAGCACUGCAGAAGAAAACAAUAAAUAUGACGUUGAGGAUAUUCUAA
Molecule: messenger RNA, 6446 nt
Organism: Monomorium pharaonis (pharaoh ant)
Lineage: Eukaryota; Metazoa; Arthropoda; Insecta; Hymenoptera; Formicidae
Gene: Ehbp1
Product: EH domain-binding protein 1
Exons: 18
Coding region: 603-3467 (954 amino acids)
Molecular function (GO): protein binding
Source: RefSeq, a predicted model, not a curated record